Molecule: messenger RNA, 471 nt
Organism: Rhizophagus irregularis DAOM 181602=DAOM 197198
Lineage: Eukaryota; Fungi; Glomeromycota; Glomeromycetes; Glomerales; Glomeraceae
Source: RefSeq, a predicted model, not a curated record
AUGACUUCUACACCCUAUAUUGAAAUAGACUGGUCUUCCACUUCACAACAUCCUUUUCCUCAACUCGGUGAUCCAACACCACCUGAAAAUGACUCAGAUAAAAUAUUACAUAAUACUGAGCUGCCUACAGUACUCUCUUCUAAGGAUAUUUUUUUCCUUGAUAUUGAUGAUAUUUAUCCUUAUACAUACUCAACUCUUCACCUCGACGAAGAUGAAAUGGAAGAUACCUAUGAUGAUGAAGAUUACUUUGAACAGUUACUACAUAAUGAAAUAAAUGCUGAAAUAGAAGAAGUUAGCUAUGGAGGAAAUAAUAUACCUUCAUUUUCCAACACUCCUUUAACUCCCAUACAGGACAAUAUUCCUUUACCACCUUCGGAUAUUGCGCCUAUCUCAGAAAAUUUACUCAAAGACGGGAAAAAAACUACCCUCUUGGUCUCCCUGGAAAAAUUUCACGUGACUACGCCAAAAUGA